AUCAUUCCUGGUUUCAUCUGCAACCCAAGAACUUCAACUGGAUGAGAGAUCCAGCAGCCAUUGGUCCCUGUUCAGUAUCAAUGACGACAUCUGGAAGGCAUUAUUUUUCCAGCACCAGAGUCAGGCUCACAAGCCGUAAGUAUGCAAAACUAGCUUUGGUCACUCUGACUUGUUGAACUUCCCACUGGCAAAUAUUGCAGCUGGGAUACUCCUGAAAUAAUGUAUGGCACUUCCCGCAGUGUGGGGAAUGGGGGAGGUAGUGGACCCAUUUAUUUACCUCCUCCUGUGUAGUAGACCCUGGCUAUAGCAAUGGCAGAAAUACAGUCUCAGCACUCAACAAAACUAACGGAGAUAUGGACAAGUACACACACCAAUUACAAUGUGACUCUGAACACAGAGCAGCCACGGCCCAGGAUCUCACCCUCUGCCCUGCCUCUGCAUCCCUGCUGCAGCAUACCCCCGCGCUCUUCGACAUCAGGCACCACAGAGGAGCUGAGUGCCCAAGACACCGGGCUGUCACCGUCAGAGGACCGCCGAGGGGUUGCCCUUUCCGUCGCCGUGGCGGAGCCAAGACGACCUGGGCAGCCGUUGGGGCAGAGCGCCCUGAAGCGACAGAAAAAAGCCAUCAGGUUCCAGAAAAUUCGGAGGCAAAUGGAGGCGCCAGGUGCCCCGCCCAGGACCCUGACGUGGGAAGCCAUGGAGCAGAUUCGGUAUUUACAUAAGGAAUUUGCAGCAUCUUGGUCAGUUCCCAGAUUGGCUGAAGGCUUUGAUGUCAGCAUUGAUGUGAUCCGAAGGGUUUUAAAAAGCAAGUUUGUGCCCACAUCGAAGCAGAAACUGAAGCAGGAUCAAAAAGUUCUUAAGAAUGUUGGGCUGUCCCGCUCAUUCCAGCAGCUCCCAGGCUCUGGGGAUGCCUGGAAACCACUCUCUGCAGGCCCUUCCAUGUCAGGUUCUUCACUGAUGCCAGGGGAAGAAACAUCAUCCAAAGGCCACAGUCAGACCACAGCUCUGAAAGUGAUAGAACUGAAUACUUACAGUACAGAUACACCAAGGAGACAGAAGGGAAGGAAUAAAGGGAUCCAGGGCCUCAAGGAGGAAAAGAACUUUGUACCCGUUGCCACAGACCUGGGUCAUCCGAGAGAGCUGCAGAAGUCCUCCACUAGCGAUCGUGAGGGUACCAGAGGGACCCACAGAGAUGGAUUGCCGAAUGGCAAGGAACUGAAAGAGUGGGAGGCGGAGGAGUCAGGUGACCAGAACUUCAGCAACAAAGUCGUGCAGAGGGGCCAAGAGUUCUUUGACAGCAAUGGGAACUUCCUAUACAGAAUCUGAGCUGGGGCCUGGCCACAUGAAACACAGCUGGGCGAGUGUAUUUGGAGCUGCCUGGUUUUCUCUGUGUGGAUUAUUCACCUUGGAAGGAGGGCAAAUGAUGAGCCUGGAAUGUGGGAUGAAAGAGUUGCGUGGACUUGAAUCUGACAGGACAGAGUACUUCAUGGGGCAGAUAUGUAUGGGAGCAGGGUGAAUGCCUGGCUGAGGGGGGAUUCACGCCAUAGGGAGCACUUCAGGACUCACCCUCCUUUCUUGGGCUUUCUAAACCAGCCUGUGUUGCUUGUGUUGUUACAAGUUCCCGUGUUACUUGCAAUAUAUGUUUGGGAGGAAACGAAA
Messenger RNA from Phacochoerus africanus (Common warthog), 1659 nucleotides. It is a transcript of the gene NGRN, whose product is annotated as neugrin, neurite outgrowth associated. The record is from RefSeq and is a predicted model, not a curated record. The transcript has 5 exons. Gene Ontology annotation, cellular component: nucleus. Bases 310 to 1326 code for a protein of 338 amino acids. NCBI's taxonomy places the organism in Eukaryota, Metazoa, Chordata, Mammalia, Artiodactyla, Suidae.